Exserohilum turcica Et28A is the source of this 1809-nucleotide messenger RNA. RefSeq lists its product as uncharacterized. Lineage: Eukaryota; Fungi; Ascomycota; Dothideomycetes; Pleosporales; Pleosporaceae. The record is from RefSeq and is a predicted model, not a curated record. The transcript has 5 exons. Gene Ontology annotation, molecular function: oxidoreductase activity, acting on paired donors, with incorporation or reduction of molecular oxygen; monooxygenase activity; heme binding. Bases 1 to 1581 code for a protein of 526 amino acids.
AUGGCCUUAUCAGCAUUGAUAGAGCCCUCAGGCUUCAAGCUUGCGAGCUUGACGGGGCUGGCUGCUGUGGCUGCUGUCCUAUUUGCCUUUCUGGCCAUCUUUGGCGUGUGCCAUGUAGUAUACAACAUCUUCUUCCAUCCUCUUCGACAUAUCCCCGGUCCUCUUUUCGCCAAGGCCUGGGGCAUCCCUUACACGGUUCACUUGCGUACCGGCAACAUGGCGCCCUGGCUCAAAGAACUGCACGAGAAAUAUGGCGAGGCCGUGCGUCUCGCGCCUUCUGAAGUCUCGUUCAUCUCAGCAGAGACGGCAUGGCAAGACAUCUACGGCCACCGCGUAGGCCAGCACAAGGGUCUCCCAACCUUCUGGAAGGAUGUCAACUGGUAUCCCGAGCCCGGCAACGGCGUACUAUCCAUGGUUAAUGCCAAUAAUGAAGACGAUCAUAGCCGCAUGCGCCGCGUCUUCAACAAUGCCUUUAGCGACAAGGCACUCCGGCAACAGGAACCUCUAGUACGCAGCUAUACCGAUCUUCUCAUCCAACGCAUACACGAACACGCUGCCGAGGGCAAGUCCAUGGAGGUGGUAACAUGGUACAAUUAUAUGACGUUUGACAUCAUCACCGAUCUUGCUUUUGGCGCACCUCUGCACUGCCUGCGCGACUCCAAGUCCCACGAAUGGAUCAGCAUUGCGUAUGCAUCACUGAAAGCCGGCGGUCUCCGCGCCACACGCAUGAGCUACCGUCUGGUCUGGUGGUACGAUGCAUUCCGCAGCCUGUUCAUGGAUAUCGCAACCAUGCAAAAGCGAUCGCGCCUCUUUGCCGAAAAAACCAGCGAGGCAGUGAGCAAGCGCCUCGAGCAGCUCGAGCAGAACCCCAACGACGGCAAAGGCGACUUUGUGAGCUACGUCCCGCUGCACGACGACAAAAACACACGCAAAAAUCUCUCCAGGAAGGAACUCGACACAAACGCCGUGCUAUUCAUGAUUGCAGGCAGCGAAACCACGGCCACCACCCUCGCCGGCAUCUCAUUUCUGCUCCUCAAGCACCCCGAUGCCCAUGCCAAGCUCACGCACGAAAUCCGGACCACGUUUGCGGCCGCUGAGGAUAUUACGUUUGAGAGAACAGCGCGCCUGGAGUACCUGACUGCCGUCAUCACCGAGGCUCUGCGCGUGUACCCGCCGGUGCCCACGGGCUUUGCGCGCAAGGCCCCACGCGGCGGCGGCUUCGUAUCUGGCUACUUUGUCCCAGAGGGCACCAGGCUGUAUGUCAGCCAGCACGCGGCGAACCACUCGACACGCAACUUUGUCAAUCCCGAUAAAUUCGCGCCAGAGCGCUGGCUCGGCGCCGAGGAAUACAAGGCGGAUAACAAGGCCGUUGCGAAUCCGUUUAGCUUUGGUCCUGCAAAUUGUAUUGGGAAGAAUCUCGCAUGGAACGAACUGCGCCUUGCCCUCGCACAAAUCCUGUUUGAAUUCGACCUUGAGCUCGUGGACAAGCAGCACGAUUGGCUCAAUGACCAGAAGGUUUUUACCCUCUGGGAGAAGAAGGAUUUGCAUAUCAAGUUUAAGCCUGUUCGUGGGCGGACUUAGAUGGCCCUCUCACCUCACCUUACCUCUUCUUUCUUUUAGCCACUUUCGUUUUUCUUCUAAUCAUUUUUUCCCCUUCUUUCUGCAAUGUUGUUUAGAUUGAUUGCAGGUUUCUUUAUUGUAUAUUGCUGUUAUUAGCGGUACGCGGAAGUCUGCACUUCCUUCUUCUUCUUCUUUAAGUUUUUUUCUGUUCUUUUCUUUUCUUUUCUCUCCAUGUCCUUUUGUUCUAAC